AUGUCUACUUAUUUGGAUGGUUACCAAUUCGGGGUUGGUAUUCCUGCAGGAGGGGAAAGCAUUUUACACGCUGUAAAUCGCUUACUGGAGUUGAAUGGUCACUCAGAUAAAAUGUCAAUGUUGCUCAUUGACUUUUCCAAUGCUUUUAACAUGGUGAGUAGAUCGCAACUCAUCAAGGAGGCCCGCCUUCAUUGUACAGGUAUUUCUUGCUGGGUGGAAUACUUGAGGCCUACCAAACUCUAUUAUGACCAUUAUAUUUUGUCCUUUGCACUUGGUGUUCAGCAAGGUGACCCUCUCGGUCCCUUGCUUUUUGCUUUGACACUUCACCUACUGGUGAAGACUAUUGCUUCUCGGUGCAAACUGGACUUGCAUGCUUGGUACCUUGAUGAUGGUACGAUUAUUGGUGACACGUUAGAGGUAGCUAAGGCUCUGAGCAUAAUAGAAACUGAAGGACCAGGCAGGGGUUUACAUCUUAAUGUUAAAAAAACUGAAGUCUUUUGGCCUUCUCCUGAUCCCAGACGCACAUAUGAUGGUGUUUUCCCUGCGGAUAUUGGUAGACCUUCUAAUGGUGUUAAACUGUUGGGUGGACCGGUGAGUUUAGAUUUGAACUUUAUCAGCGAUAUGAUGUUGAACAGGGUGAAUAAGACUGUUCAAUUGAUGUCUGCAAUCAAGAAACUCAAAGACCCUCAAAGUGAGAUGCUAUUGCUUCACAAUUGCACUGGAGUUUCUAGAUUAUAUUUCGCAAUGCGUACUACCAAUCUUGCAGCCCUGCAAUCAGCCACAGCUUCUUUCGGUGAUCACUUACUUAAGUAUUUAAGACUUCUUAUCACUAGUGAUGGCGCAGGGUUUGGUCCUCUACAACAGCGAUUAGCUACCUUACCUAUCAAAGAUGGUGGACUUGGCAUUUACACCAUGGCUGACACUAGCGCCUAUUGUUACCUUGCCUCUCAGAGUCAGACUAUUUUAGUGCAAAAGGUGAUUCUUGGUAAUUUAUUAUCAACUGACAAGGGCUCUGCUUACACCCCCACACUUAUAUUUUGCUAG
Papaver somniferum (opium poppy) is the source of this 1044-nucleotide messenger RNA. RefSeq lists its product as uncharacterized. Bases 1 to 1044 code for a protein of 347 amino acids. The record is from RefSeq and is a predicted model, not a curated record. The transcript has a single exon. NCBI's taxonomy places the organism in Eukaryota, Viridiplantae, Streptophyta, Magnoliopsida, Ranunculales, Papaveraceae.